AUGCGGUUCUCCUCCACCUUCACGUUGGCUUUCGUAGCAGUCGCUACGGCUUGCUACUUUCCAUUCAACGAUGCCCACUUCACCAAUGUCACCUACGCCACCGAGGUCUUUGCCAACUUGAACCCUCAGUCAGACAUGGGUUGGACAUCGGUCGUGAAUGGAGACAGCGCUGUCAAGCCAUGGCCCCUAGUCCCGGCACCGCCAACCGAUCUCCCAGGCGAGGAAGGUCUAGUCACAGUGCCCUACUGUUAUAAGACCGCCGAAGACCGCGUAGCACUCAAGGAGACCAUCGAGGGAGAUUCGCUGGCUUCCGAGAAUAUGGCAGGGAUGGAUUAUAUCCUACUUGCCGUGGACCCGAAGACCGACUUUUGGAACCCGGCAGUACGCCAUGGAACUCUCCAGAUACAGAGAAAGACCAAAGACGGACAAUCAACCUGGGCGACAGUCGGCUACAUACCUCGCGACGCUGGCUCAUCCACGGGACCUGGAGGUUGGGAGGACCGCCAUCAGCUUCAACUCGAACACAACCCCGGCUCUGACGGCGAAUGGCGCAAGUUUGUGGCAGCGCAUGAGCUUGGACACGUUAUCGGCUUCGUACAUGAGCAUCAACGACAUGAUCGGGAUAGCUGGGUGUCAUUCAAUUGUGAGAACCUGGCGGGCUACUGGGACAUCAAAGAAAUCGUCGAGGCACACCCCGAGUGGAAAGUCGACAUGGGUCAAGUCUGUAGUUCGAAUUACUACGGCAGCACCCCAGAACUGCAGUGGUGGAGCGUUCUCGCUUACUCCAAAGACAUGGGUGUCAUACAUGGAAAGCCAACUCUUCAAACGUUCGGCAAAGUCUACGACGACUUCUCCAUCAUGCAGUAUCCAUCGGAAGCAAAUUCAUUCUGGGACGCCGAAAAGAUUGAUCAGUAUCCUUUGGUCAAGUGGAAGAAGACUGGCGACCAGGCCCCUCCUACAGGAACAAAGCCCACGAAGGAGAAUGCCGACUUUAUUAGGCAGCCUGCUGGAGUGUCAGCUGGCGAUGUGGAGGGCGUCAAAAUGAUGUACCCCUGGUGA
Messenger RNA from Parastagonospora nodorum SN15, 1059 nucleotides. RefSeq lists its product as hypothetical. The transcript is spliced from 2 exons. Gene Ontology annotation, molecular function: metalloendopeptidase activity. Lineage: Eukaryota; Fungi; Ascomycota; Dothideomycetes; Pleosporales; Phaeosphaeriaceae. The record is from RefSeq and is a predicted model, not a curated record. Gene Ontology annotation, biological process: proteolysis. Bases 1 to 1059 code for a protein of 352 amino acids.